Molecule: messenger RNA, 2270 nt
Organism: Acipenser ruthenus (sterlet)
Lineage: Eukaryota; Metazoa; Chordata; Actinopteri; Acipenseriformes; Acipenseridae
Exons: 12
Coding region: 141-2270 (709 amino acids)
Biological process (GO): protein methylation
Cellular component (GO): mitochondrion
Molecular function (GO): protein methyltransferase activity; nucleic acid binding
Source: RefSeq, a predicted model, not a curated record
AAACCUGCGGCUGCGUGGGAGCGUGCGCGUCCUGCACUGUUGCGGAGGGAAUGAUUUUACUGCAACGAGGUGAUCCACGCACGGUUCUCCAGUCCAGUCCUGUCCCUGAUUCCGGUCCUGAGUGAACGCUUGUCUGGUUGAUGAUGAACCCCGGAGUGCUCCUGUGUGAGAGGAGUGCAAAGCGAUGUGCUGCUCAAGUGCUCCGAAUGGCAGCGACCCUGCAGCCGCCUCCUGUACCCCGGGGCUCCAAACGUGGCUCCUCCAGGGGGUUCUGCAGCCGGCCCCCUCCCUGGCAGUUUGGUAGUGGAGAGCGCCAUGGGGCCCCCUGCGCCCCCCCAGCCAGGCCCCUGGGGGCAGACGAGUGCGUGUCGCUCUGGGAACAGCUCUUCAGUGAGAGAGGGGUCUCAGAGCCCAGGCUGUCCAGUGAAUACAUCGUGGCUCACGUCCUCGGAGCCAAGACUAUGCAGAGUCUGAGAGCCGGCAGGCAGGAGCAGUCCCUCACAGAGACACAGAUACAGAGUCUGAGAGCCGGCAGGCAGGAGCAGUCCCUCACAGAGACACAGAUACAGCGGGUGUGGGAGCUGUGUUCCAAGAGGCUGCAGAGGAUGCCUGUACAGUACGUGAUUGAGGAGUGGGAUUUCCGGGAGCUGACGUUAAAGAUGAGGCCCCCUGUCUUCAUCCCCAGACCGGAAACAGAGGAGCUGGUGGGCCUGGUGAUGGAGGAGCUCCGGACGAGAGGCCCAGCGCAGGAUUCUCCGGCCAGCCUGCGGUUCCUGGAGGUGGGCUGUGGGUCAGGAGCCGUGUCCCUCAGCCUGCUGCACCACUGUCCGCAGUGCCAUGCUGUGGCGGUCGACAGAAGCUCGGAGGCCUUAGACCUGACCAGGGAGAACGCUGAAAGGCUGGGAGUGCUGGAGCGCUUACAGAUCGUCCAGCUGGAUGUUUUAUUGGACGCAGACUCCGUGCUCUGUCAGUGUGGCUCGGUGGAUUUCAUCGUCAGUAACCCUCCCUACGUGUUUGCUGAAGACUUGCCCCUCCUGGAGCCCGAGAUCCUCUGGUACGAGGAUCAGCGGUCCCUGGAUGGGGGUGAGGGAGGAAUGGACGUGAUCAAGCAGAUUCUCUGCAUCGGGACCCGCGCUCUGAAGAAGAAUGGCUCUGCAGGGCUGGCCAGUGGAGGGCACUGCUCACCGCUGUGGAACUCGAGAAGGGAAGCGAGUCUGAUCGAAGAGGGGAUUCACAGCAGCUCACCUUCUCGUGAACAGGGAACGACCUUCAGCACCCUUAAAGAGACAGGACCCUGUUUAGACAUGCUUAAACUGGGGUGGAGCGACCCCAACAACAUAUUCACUGAGAGUGUAAAUACUGAGACCAGCGACCUCAACAACAUAUUCACUGAGACUGUAAAUACUGAGACCAGCGACCCCAACAACAUAUUCACUGAGACUGUAAAUACUGAGACCAGCGACCCCAACAACAUAUUCACUGAGACUGUAAAUACUGAGACCAGCGACCCCAACAACAUAUUCACCGAGACUGUAAAUACUGAGACCAGCGACCUCAACAACAUAUUCACUGAGACUGUAAAUACUGAGACCAGCGACCCCAACAACAUAUUCACUGAGACUGUAAAUACUGAGACCAGCGACCUCAACAACAUAUUCACUGAGACUGUAAAUACUGAGACCAGCGACCUCAACAACAUAUUCACUGAGACUGUAAAUACUGAGACCAGCGACCCCAACAACAUAUUCACCGAGACUGUAAAUACUGAGACCAGCGACCCCAACAACAUAUUCACCGAGACUGUAAAUACUGAGACCAGCGACACCAACAACAUAUUCACUGAGACUGUAAAUACUGAGACCAGUGACCUCAACAACAUAUUCACCGAGACUGUAAAUACUGAGACCAGCGACCCCAACAACAUAUUCACUGAGACUGUAAAUACUGAGACCAGCGACCCCAACAACAUAUUCACUGAGACUGUAAAUACUGAGACCAGCGACCCCAACAACAUAUUCACUGAGACUGUAAAUACUGAGACCAGCGACCCCAACAACAUAUUCACUGAGACUGUAAAUACUGAGACCAGCGACACCAACAACAUAUUCACUGAGACUGUAAAUACUGAGACCAGCGACCCCAACAACAUAUUCACUGAGACUGUAAAUACUGAGACCAGCGACACCAACAACAUAUUCACUGAGACUGUAAAUACUGAGACCAGCGACACCAACAACAUAUUCGAAUGUCCCCUGGUAAAGCUGUAUUAG